AUGUUGGAGACACAAGAGACUGCAGGUACUGGAAUCCGGUGCAACACACGAAAGGCUGGAGGCCGCGGACAAUCGUGCAACCUCAUUGGACGGCACCACUUCCGGCGGGAAUUUCAAAAGGAGAGGGCGCCCCUCAGGGUGCGGGGACUCGGUGCGGCCGGUAUCAAAAGGAACAGCUGUAGCAGGUCACGCAGCAUCUGCGGAGAAGCAGAGUUUCGGGUUAAUGACCCUUCAUCAGAACUGGAAAAGAACCACAUGAAUGGGAAAAGAUCUUUUGUUGCUGCAUCAGUAUUGUGUCUUCAUGAUACUUGUUUUCUGUACCCAGCUUGUCAGAAAUGUGGAACUCGGUUACUUUUUAAUCAUGGCAGAUUCCAGUGCCCAAAACGUGACUGCUUGUCAAUAGCACAGAAUGUGAAUUACAGGUACAGACUUUCUCUAAAAGUUGCAGGAAAGUGCGACAUAUUUAAUAUUACCGUCUUUGGGAGCUGUCUUGAACCUUAUUUUGGAGCAGCAGCAGGAUUUCUAAACAGAUACUGUGAAGAUUUGAAGAAGGAACUGCAAGAACCAGAGGGAGAGCAAGUUCAGGAUCUGUUGGUCCGAGCUGUGGAACACUGCUUUAUUGGGAGAAGCUUUAUAUUUGGAGUGAAGACAUCAGAAUCUCAAACUGGUCUACUGUCAUUUUCUCCAAGUCUCUUGCAAUCUACCACUGGGAAAAAUAAAUAUAAAAAACACCUGAUAGCCUGCCAAAUUGCAGUGCCCAACUCUACAAUCUAUGGCUGUACUGUGAUCAAUUAUUACAAGAAGCUCGUGGACUCAAUCAGUCCAAAAGAUGCGUCUUCCAGUUCACUGCUAUCUGCUAGUCAAUUUAUUAGCAUUGACCAAACUACUCCUAAAAUCAACAGUUUAUCUGGUUGCACACAAUUAACUGGUGCUAAUCAAUUAACAAACCCUUGGCAGCAGGAUUUUGCACUUACUUUCACCUCUGGUGAUUGUAUUACAGUUGAAGAGUUUUCAACUGCAGGAACUAGCAGGGUUAGUUCGAAGAGGAGCAUCAGAUCCCUUGAGCAUAUAGAGGGAGCAACCUGUAAAAGGAAAUAUAACAAAAGAAAAUUCACAGGUUUUGCUACUUCACUCUCUCAAAAUAGUAAUGAUAUCAAUGGGUGCAGUACAAAUACAAUGGGCAGCCUCCCAUCUAGUAUAGAAUUACAUAGACUACCUGCUAAUGAAUCUACACAUCAAUAUUCUGAUACUAGUUUUGAGUUAGCGGAGGACUACCUGGAGUCAGGUCUUUUUGAUACCCGAAGACUUUGCAUACAGAAGUUUGAGGAGUCCAAUUGGAAAGACAAUGUAUUCUUGCUCUCUGACAAAAGCUGUAGUCCACUGGAUUGCAAGGACUCUAUAUUAUGGGAUGAAUUGCCUUUUUCAGAAAGUUUAGGUGAAUUUAUAGCAAAAGUGGAAGCAGAUCUGGAGAGAGAUGAUGAAGAAAAUGCAUUGCCCAUGAGGGUGAAUGCUAUUGAUGUUGCCAUUCAUUCCUGCUCUCUAAAUAAACUAAAAACUGAUGAUCAUUCUGGAAUACUAGAGCAGAAGAGAAGAUCCAGAGAAUGGGGUAUAAAUUCUACUAAGUGCAAAUUGCUGGAAGUUAGAAAAACUAGAAAUAAAAGAACCUCCUACAAGGGUGAUUCUCACAAUCUGAAUGAUACUAUAGAGCACCUGGUCCUUGCAGAUGGUUUCAGAAAUGAUGUCACUGAGAAACUGGUUUCUCCACCAAGAUCACCACCCCUGUGGACAAGAGAUGAUACUUGUGGUGUAUGUACUCCCAACCCAGAGGCAGUUGGAAAGAUUGGCAGCGCCUUCUUAAGCCCUAUAAAUGUAAUUAACUGCAGCACCUACCCUGGUCAGACAAUUCAACCAAAGAUGUACAACUGUCAAGAUGACCAGGCAAUUGAACGUUCAACUUUACCAACCAAUCAUGAACUUAUUGCAGUUAACAAACAAAGUAUGGAUGGAUCUUGUGCAUUGAGUAAUGCUGCUUUUCAAACACCAUUGACUUCUGCCAAGUGGUUGCUAACAAAGGAGGAAAACUUUAACAGUCAGAUUCAAGAUUUAGAACACAACUCCAACUUAUGCAACCAGGAACCUAUAGAUAGAUCCCAGCUGCGAUACAUCUUUAAAAAUGAAAACAGCUUGUUCCAAAAUUUGUGCCCCAGCCCUGAAGAAUAUGAUGUUUCUGGAGAACUCUUCAGUGAUGCAGGAGGCUAUGAAGAGGAAGCACCAUUAUGUUUCCAUAGAAACCCAAGUAUUUUAUCUCAAUGGGUACCUGCAUCUAAACCAUGCAGUAAAACUACCUGCAAGCCCAGUGAGCAGCAGUGUAAUACUUUCCUGCAUUGUUCAGAAGUUGCUCCUGAUGCAAACCAAGAUGAUAAUGGUUCUCUGGAGAAUGAGUCACAGAAACUGUUGAAAUGUGACUUUUUGGAUUCACAGGACUACAUUCCAUUUUCUCAGUCUACACCUGUUUCAAGAGUUAAACAUUUAAAAUAUUUUGGGGUGGGCAAAAAAAAAGCUUUCAAGAUGUCACCUUAUAUUAGGACCCAUUCAAAGGAAACUGCUUUUAAACAGAAGCAAGUCAUUUUUUCAAAAAAUGAUAUCCUUAUGCGGCAGUCACUUCAAGUUCAAGAAGUGUCUUUGAGUAACAAAACCUCUGUUUCAUCAAAGUCUUCUUUAUUAGACAACAGCCCAGUUAGCAAAUCAUAUAUAAAUGACUCUGAUGAAUGGAUUCCACCCUCAACAAUCAAAACUCAAAUAAUAUCUCAUUUUUCUUCAUGUAUCUCUGAUGUAUACAAGUCACAAGGUUUUGAAUUACUUAAAGAUGCCAGUGCUGCUGCUAUGGAAACUACUGACUCAAAGAUUACAACAGAGGGCAACAAAGAGAAGGACAGUAGCAACCAAUUCAGAGGCCACCUAUGUAUGAAAAGGACACCUGCAGGAAAUUACACCACACCAUCGUUACAACAAAAAGUACUCAACUCAACAAAGGUUUCUCCAAAGAGAACAGAAAAACUGGGGCCACUUGUUUCAAGAGAAUUUCAGGUUUGGAAAGGUUUAAAAAUGAAUGAAAGCCUGCCAACUACUUUUUGCACACUUUUGGCAGAGGGUGAGGCAUUAGAUUGUUAUUCACCAGAACUAUUUGCACCAAGUACAGAAUUUUCUGAGGACGAGUCUUCAUCAUUUUAGAAGUUUCUGACCAUCACUAAAUAGAGUAUAAUUCUUCUUUAAGGGAAAAUUUCAAGCACUUUUUUAAAAAAAUAAUACUGAAGUUGGAGGUGAAUUUCUGCAGAGACCACCUGAGCCUGUAACAUUCAUGGCAGAACUGCAAAAAAAAAACCCUGAGAUUUUUAUGCAGCCAGGUGUGACCUUUACUGCAGAAAUUCACCUAGUCUUUCCUGUUUUUAUCUGUCCGUUAAAUCUUUUAUAUUAAAAGAUAUCUACAAACUGGUGAGAUUAGACUGAGAAUUGUUUUUCAAUAGCCCUAAAAAUAUACCUCUAAGUGAUUUGAAUACCUUGAACUAAAUUUUAGUUCCAGUGGAAAG
Pristis pectinata (smalltooth sawfish) is the source of this 3587-nucleotide messenger RNA. RefSeq names its product DNA damage-induced apoptosis suppressor (gene ddias). The record is from RefSeq and is a predicted model, not a curated record. Gene Ontology annotation, biological process: negative regulation of intrinsic apoptotic signaling pathway in response to DNA damage. The transcript is spliced from 6 exons. Lineage: Eukaryota; Metazoa; Chordata; Chondrichthyes; Rhinopristiformes; Pristidae. The coding region runs from base 1 to 3231 and encodes 1076 amino acids. Gene Ontology annotation, cellular component: nucleus; cytoplasm.